Molecule: messenger RNA, 783 nt
Organism: Phaethon lepturus (White-tailed tropicbird)
Lineage: Eukaryota; Metazoa; Chordata; Aves; Phaethontiformes; Phaethontidae
Product: neurexophilin-1-like
Exons: 2
Coding region: 1-783 (260 amino acids)
Molecular function (GO): signaling receptor binding
Source: RefSeq, a predicted model, not a curated record
AUGGCUGGGUCACGUCUGGAGAAGCGGGGUGACUCUGGAGAGCGAGACGGGGUGAUCUGGGGCCAAGAAGAACCAGGGAAAGGUGCAGAGCAACGUGAACCCAAGACCCAGGAAAAAGCUCAAGUGCAGAAGACGAGAGGGCUGCUCUCUCCACAGUCCCUGUUAACUCCAACCUUACUGCAGAACAUGACACUUCUGGAGCUGGUGAGCAGCUCACAGGAGCUAUGGGAUAUCCUGGACAACCUGUCCGAGCGGGACCAUGCUCCACACCCCAGAGGACAAAGGGACUUGGGGCCAGCCUCAGGCAAGCUUAAAAAAAUUUUUGGCUGGGGAGAUUUCUAUUCCAAUAUCAAGACGGUGAAGUUGAACCUCUUGAUCACCGGAAAGGUGGUUGAUCACGGCAACGGCACAGUCAACGUCUUCUUUCGACACAACUCUACUGGGCAGGGGAACAUCUCCGUCAGCCUCGUCCCCCCCACCAAGGCAGUGGAGUUUGACCUGGAGCAACAGAUCUUCAUCGAGGCCAAAGAAUCCAAAAUCUUCAACUGCCGGGUGGAGUACGAGAAAGUGGAUCGUGCCAAGAAGACCACGCUCUGCACUUACGACCCAUCUAAGACCUGCUACCACGAGCACACCCAAAGUCACGUCUCCUGGGUCUGCUCGAAGCCCUUCAAAGUCAUCUGCAUCUAUAUCACCUUCUACAGCAUAGACUACAGGCUGGUGCAGAAAGUGUGUCCCGACUACAACUAUCACAGCGACGUACCCUACUACCCCUCAGGAUGA